UUCCUAUUUCGCAGUGUCGAAUAACACAGUCGCUAAUUACGAAGUCGCCAAAUCUCCGGUAUCGUUCCGCCCGGUUGUCAUUGCCCAGCCCGUUUGACCCCGAUAUCUACGCAUGGCUCCUCCGAGAUUCGAGAGAACUAAACCUGUCCUUACUGCACGAAGCCGAAAGACUGGCGCCAUCCUUCUUUGUUUACACGGCAUCUCGUCUCGAUAUUAGCAUCUCCAUCGCAAUUCUACAGUCCCAGAUAUGAGACUUCGUUCGUCCGUUGCCACCGUGUCUCUGGGACGUUCAUCCGCCGGGCACACACUCUUCCAGAAGCUCCAACAAGCCGCGAGGUACUCGUUCGAAGGCAUCGAGAUCUUUGACGAAUGCCUCGAAUAUCAUGCCCGGGCUCUUCCCGGAGGUCUGACCGAGGCCAAUCUUCUCACGGCCGCAAAACAAACCAGGGCAGAAUGCGACAGACUCGGUCUGGACAUAGUCUGUCUCCAGCCUUUCAAGCACGCUGAUGGUCUCACCUCCGCCGACGAGCGCAAAAAGGUCGUUCAGAAACUUCGAUUCUGGUUCAGGAUCGCCAAGAUACUGGGGACCGACAUCAUCCAAAUACCGACGAACUUCCAAGAACAUGGAACGACAGGCGACUUGGACAGAAUCACGGCUGACCUAGUCGAGUUUGCUAGGCUCGCAGCCAAGGAAACCCCCGUCAUAAGAAUUGCCUACGAAGGCGUCUCCUGGGGCAAGCACAUCGACACAUGGGAGGGCACAUGGGAGAUCGUGAAGAGGGUCAACAUGCCCAAUUUAGGGCUCUGCCUGGACACGUUCCACAUCGCCAGCAGAGUCUGGGCAGACCCGACUUCCCCAACCGGGAGAAACCCCAGGGGUGACCAAGCCUUGGCGGCUACGUUGGCGAAGAUGGCGAGGGAACUAGACGUCGACAAGAUAUUUUACAUCCAAGUCGGCGAUGCCGAGAUGCUCGAUUCUCCGCUAAUACCGGGGAAUCCGCUCUAUAUCCCCGGCCAGCCCGAGAGGAUGACCUGGUCGCGGAACGCUCGGCUUUUCCCCUUUGAGACCGACAAAGGUGCUUACCUGCCCAUACCGAUCAUUCUCGACGUCAUCAUCAACGUCCUUGGUUAUCGGGGGUGGGCUAGCCUCGAAUCUUUCAGUGCGGAGCUGUUUGUGGAAGAUGAGUCGUUGCCAGAACGGUACGCCGAGCGGGGCCAGCGAGCGUGGGAUAUUUUGCAGCAGCUGUAUAAUUAGAUGAGAGAAUACGCACGGUCUGG
Messenger RNA from Phialemonium atrogriseum, 1278 nucleotides. RefSeq names its product xylose isomerase-like protein. Bases 248 to 1255 code for a protein of 335 amino acids. The transcript has a single exon. The record is from RefSeq and is a predicted model, not a curated record. NCBI's taxonomy places the organism in Eukaryota, Fungi, Ascomycota, Sordariomycetes, Cephalothecales, Cephalothecaceae.